AUGGCUCCGAUUAUCGUACCAUUACCUAUGACUAAGGAUUCCCGAUGGAAUCCGGAACGUCAGGAAAAUAAAACUCUUGUUCCAAUGGUCGCAUCUUCUUCACUUCAGGAUGCCGAGUACUGUUACGGCGGUCAUCAGUUUGGUGGCUCGGGCAUCUUCGAGAUGUCUCCCAAGGACACCAACGCUCUCGGCCCCAACUACAUCUACAGGACCUCUAUUGACGUUGGUCAGACGGAUUUCACCUACGAAGACGUUUGCAUGAUAUUGAAUAACAUGGAGGAGGAGUUCUGUGGAGAUCGGUACCAUCUGUUGCGAAAAAACUGCAACCACUUCUCACACGCUUUUAUUGAGAUUCUCUGCGGCGCGUCACUGCCAAAGUGGAUCAACAGACUGGCCGUGCGCGGUCUACAGGCAUCAGCUUUCACAAAAUCUGACGAUUUCUGGUGCCUGGAGAAGGACAUCAAAGGGCACGUGAGUGAAGUUUCCUCCAAAAAAAAUGACACUAGACCGCUUUUUUAA
Dibothriocephalus latus is the source of this 519-nucleotide messenger RNA. The record is from the annotation of a GenBank genome assembly. Lineage: Eukaryota; Metazoa; Platyhelminthes; Cestoda; Diphyllobothriidea; Diphyllobothriidae.